GCUGCCUGAGGUGUCCGUCAAAGUGAAGGUAAAGAGAGAAAAAAAGGUGUUCAAGAAGAAAAAUCCGAGCUAUACUUCUAUUGGUAGGCGGGCCGGUCGUGGAGGGAACAAUCGGGUAGACUUUGCCAGGGAACCACCUCAAAGCAUAUCGGGUUACUUUGAGUGACGGCGUAACCAUGGCGAAUAAUUUGACUACGGCUAUUGUUUUAUCCUCACCAUCCCCGGGUCAGAUAACCGACCAAUCAGAGUUCAUAUGAUCGCUUGUCUUGCCAGCUUAGAAUAAUAUUAUUAAAACGAGGCAGCGAGCCCGGUCCGCGGGAGUAGGUUAUGUUGAAACGGUGUAGAAAAGGUGGAGGAGGGCGGCCGAAGGAGACGCAACUUUCUCUCUUUCUCGCCGACUAUAUGAGGAUUUGUCGCCUGGGGUUCUGCAUGGCUGAAUGGACUUGAGUGCGCUCCACAAUACGCGGCUGGAUAUAUCACACCUAACCUGGGGCUGUUUUCACUUUUAGUUCGCUCUUCUUCUUUUUUUUUUCCGGCGGGGGGACCUUUUGUCGCUUGUGGACUUUACGCGUUUUGAUUUGAUGUGAGACUGAGACGGCGGACGUGGGAGUAAGGCGCGAUAUAAUCUCCACCGAUUUCCCGUUGUCGCCAUGUCCAUGCUUCCGACGUUUGGUUUUACGCAGGAGCAAGUCGCGUGCGUCUGCGAGGUUCUCCAGCAAGGGGGGAACAUCGAGCGGCUGGGGCGCUUCCUCUGGUCCCUCCCGGCGUGCGAGCACCUCCACAAAAACGAGAGCGUCCUCAAAGCGAAAGCCGUGGUCGCUUUCCACCGGGGGAACUUUCGGGAGCUCUACAAGAUCCUGGAGAGCCACCAGUUCUCGCCGCACAACCACCCGAAGCUGCAGCAGCUGUGGCUCAAAGCGCACUACAUCGAGGCGGAGAAGCUGCGAGGCCGUCCGCUGGGCGCCGUGGGGAAGUACCGCGUCCGGAGAAAGUUCCCCCUGCCCCGCUCCAUCUGGGACGGAGAGGAGACCAGCUACUGCUUCAAGGAGAAGAGCAGGAGCGUGCUGCGCGAGUGGUACACCCACAACCCGUACCCGUCCCCGCGGGAGAAGAGAGAGCUGGCCGAGGCCACGGGACUCACCACCACGCAAGUCAGCAACUGGUUCAAAAACCGCCGCCAGCGGGACCGAGCAGCGGAGGCGAAGGAGAGGGAAAACAACGAGAACUCCAACGGCAAUAGUCACAACCCAUUGACUUCUUCCAUGAAUGGAAAUAAAUCUCUUUUGGGGAGCUCGGACGACGAUAAAACCCCUUCCGGGACACCGGAUCACACGUCUUCGAGCCCGGCUCUGCUGCUCGGCCCAAACUCCGGGUUACAGUCCCUGCACGGCCUGGGGCCCCCGCCGGGGCCCAGCGCCAUCCCGGUGCUCGGCGGCGUGGACUCGGUGCACCACCACCACCACUCGCUGCACCACGACACCAUACUGAACCCUAUGUCUUCUAAUCUAGUGGACCUCGGCUCUUAAAAACGACAACGAAUGGGGGAAGAGAGCGAAGCGCCUUUUUUGUUGUUGUUGUUGUUGUUGUUGUUUAUUUUUGGCGGGGGGAGAAGUAGCUUCCGAGGUGGCGGGAGACGGAGCUUCAAGCGUUUGCGGCAAAGUGCAAAGCAGACAGACUGGAACACUACGGAGACGCCGCAACAAACCGAUUAGUGUCCUAUUCAACCUUUAAAGUCGUUUAAAACAAGUGGAGAAAUCUGCCAAAUUAAAUCAUCGCCUGGAAAACUAGUUUAAAGGCAGCGCACUUAUGGAGUUUAAUUAAAACAGCUACCAUUACUUGAACCAUUCUCUCUUUAAUCUGCUUGAGGGGAAAUGUCAUUUGAAAAAUUAAGACUGACUUAAGGCUCAGUUAAUUAGUGCUGAUGCAAACAAAAGGUGAGGAGAAUGGGUCGUUUUAGGUUAAAAAAAAAUAGUAUUUUACCGGAAUGUAAUAACGUAAUAUGCUAUAUUGUUGAAAACAAUAAAAUGUCUUAAUUCUUGGUACCGUUACCGUUUAUUUUGUUUGGGAGUUUAGAUGCAUCAGACUCCGUGAAGGUUCCCCAUCGCCUUUUCGUUUACAAUACAGGGUUUUCCAAGAGAGCCAUGCGCAGUUUUUUAAAGAGGGUUGAGGGAUGGGGGAUGGGGGGGGGGGUUAUGAUGUGGUAUGAUAUUCUCAAGUGUCUUAUAAGAGCCGUGAUAAGAUAAAAUAUCUUAAUCUUGAUUUUAUUAUUGUCCUUUUUAUUUGGAAAGAGACUGCAUGUAAACUUUGCGAUACAUGAUGAAACAUAAAACGAUGCACCUAUAGUUUCAUAUACCCUUUACAAUAAAAGAAAAACAAUCCAAGGAUUGAAAAUGGA
Gasterosteus aculeatus aculeatus (three-spined stickleback) is the source of this 2395-nucleotide messenger RNA. It is a transcript of the gene six2a, whose product is annotated as SIX homeobox 2a. Gene Ontology annotation, molecular function: RNA polymerase II cis-regulatory region sequence-specific DNA binding; DNA-binding transcription factor activity, RNA polymerase II-specific. Gene Ontology annotation, cellular component: nucleus; transcription regulator complex. The record is from RefSeq and is a predicted model, not a curated record. Lineage: Eukaryota; Metazoa; Chordata; Actinopteri; Perciformes; Gasterosteidae. Gene Ontology annotation, biological process: regulation of transcription by RNA polymerase II.